Nycticebus coucang (slow loris) is the source of this 2482-nucleotide messenger RNA. It is a transcript of the gene TNFRSF1A, whose product is annotated as TNF receptor superfamily member 1A. The record is from RefSeq and is a predicted model, not a curated record. Gene Ontology annotation, cellular component: signaling receptor complex; mitochondrion; membrane raft. Gene Ontology annotation, molecular function: tumor necrosis factor binding; tumor necrosis factor receptor activity. Bases 294 to 1697 code for a protein of 467 amino acids. Lineage: Eukaryota; Metazoa; Chordata; Mammalia; Primates; Lorisidae. The transcript has 10 exons. Gene Ontology annotation, biological process: inflammatory response; tumor necrosis factor-mediated signaling pathway; prostaglandin metabolic process.
GUUCUUCCUGUUGCAACAUCGCCUCUGCUAGUCUCUCUUCCCCUCCCACCUCUUUUCUCUUCUCUGCUUUAACUUUCUCAGAGUACUCCAAACCCAGGCUCCAGUUCUGGCCUUUGGGGUGCAAGGUCACUGGGACUGGGCUGUGAUCUCCGCGCCUAAAUCUCAACCCUCAACUCCCCAACCCAAGGCACUUGGGACGUCCUGGACAGACCUGGGCUUCCCAGGACGCCACCACCACUGCUGACCCUACCCCGAGCCCAGAUGGGGGAGUGAGAGGCCACAGCUGGCGGGACAUGGGCCCCUCCACUGUGCCUGACCUGCUGCUGCCACUGGUGCUCCUGGCUCUGCUGGUGGUAAUACACCCCUCAGAGGUCAUUGGACUGGUGCCUCUACUUGGGGACCGGGAGAAGAGAGAUAAUCUGUGCCCCCAGGGAAAAUACAGCCACCCUGAAAAUAAUACCAUUUGCUGUACCAAGUGCCACAAAGGAACCUACCUAUACAGAGAUUGCCCAUCCCCAGGGCGGGAAACAGACUGCAGGGAGUGUGAAAAUGGCUCCUUCACUGCUUCAGAGAACCACCUCAGACAGUGCCUCAGCUGCUCCAAGUGCCGAAAUGAAAUGGGCCAGGUGGAGAUCUCCCCUUGCACUGUGGACCGGGACACCAUGUGUGGCUGCAGGAAGAACCAGUACCGACAUUACUGGAGUGAAAACCUUUUCCAGUGCUUCGACUGCAAACCCUGCCUCAAUGGCACUGUGGUUCACCCCUGCCAGGAGAAACAGAACACUGUGUGCACCUGCCACUUCGGGUACUUUCUAAGAGGAAACGAUUGUGUCCCCUGUAGUGACUGUAAGAAAAACUCAGAGUGUCUGAAGUUGUGCCAAAUUGAAAGUAAACCUGUUAACAGCCCCUCAAACCCAGACACCUCAGUGCUGCUGCCUCUGGUGAUCUUCUUUGGUCUUUGCCUUUUGUCCCUCCUCUUCAUCAGUUUAAUGUGCCGCUACCAGAGGUGGAAGCCCAAGCUCUACUCCAUUGUUUGUGGGAAACGAACACCUGAAAAAGAGGGAGAGCUUGAAGGAAUUACUACCAAGCCUCUAGCCUCAGCUCCGGGCUUCAAUCCCACUCCAGGCUUCAGCCCCAGCCCCAGCCCAGGAUUCAGUCCCACUCCGGGCUUCAGCCCCAGCCCGGGCUUCAGUCCUAUCUCCUGCCCCACCUUCACCCACACCUCCACCUUCACCCCCAGUUGCAACUACACAGCCAUGACAUCCCCCAGAGAGGUGGCCCCACCCCACCUGGGGGCUGAGCCCAUCCUCACCACGGCCCUGGCAUCCACCUUCAGUCCCACCCCUCUUCAGAAGUCGGAGGACAGUGCCCAUACCACACGCUCAGACACCGACCCUGCCACGCUGUACGCGGUGGUGGACGGCGUGCCCCCGUCGCGCUGGAAGGAGUUCGUGCGGCGCCUGGGGCUGAGCGAACACGAAAUCGAACGGCUGGAAAUACAGAACGGGCGCUGCCUGCGCGAAGCGCACUACAGCAUGCUGGAGGCUUGGCGGCGGCGCACUCCUCGGCGCGAGGCCACGCUGGAGCUGCUGGGCCGCGUGCUUGGCGACAUGGACCUGCUUGGCUGCCUGGAGGACAUCGAAGAGGCGCUGCGCGGCCCCUCCUCCCUCUUGUCCGCUCCCCGCCUCCCUCGAUAAGGCCACGCCCCCGCGGCCGGCCAGAAGGACGGUCUUGCCUGACGCCCCUGGUCCUGAGUUUUUUUUCUGGAGAGGAAGAGUCCAGUAGGGCCAGCACUAGCCGGCUCCCGCUCACUUGGUGCUCCCCCCUGUGUAUACAGCUUUGUCAGCUGCCUGAGAACCGCCGAGAGUCAGUGGGAUGUGCGCAGGAGAGAGGUGCACUGCGCUGCACGGCGAUGCACUUGUGCUCAGGAGAGGCUGCUGUAGCAGCAACCAGAGGAGUGGGUUCAGGGAUGCGGGCAGUAUGCCUUAUGCUUUUUUUUUUUUUUUUUUGGACAGAGUUUCACUCUGUCGCCCUGGAUAGAGUACCAUAGUAUCACAGCUUACAGCAACCUCAAACUCUUGGGUUCAAGCGAUCUUCUUGCCUCAGUUUUAGUAGAGACUGGGUCUGGCUCUUGCUCAGGUUGGUCUCAAACUCAUGAGUUUAAGCCGUCUGCCCACCUCAGCCUCCCAGAGUGCUGGGAUUACAGGUGUGAUCCACCACGCCCGGCCUGCCUCAUGCCCAUUUUGGGCCCAGCAAAGCUGCUCAGGGGCCUCUGGUUGGUCCCCGAGCCUCUUUCACAGUAGAUAAGCAGAUAUGUUACACUAAUAGAAGCUUGGCACCCAUUUGCUCCCUGCCUGGACAAGCACAGAGCAUGCCGAACUGUUCCAAGGCAGGGGCAAGCAUGGAACAGUGGGGGCCCCAGCUGGAUCUGUGGACUUUUGUAAAUACACUAAAACUCUGAAAUUAAAGCUCCGCUACUGAG